Molecule: messenger RNA, 1202 nt
Organism: Abrus precatorius (Indian licorice)
Lineage: Eukaryota; Viridiplantae; Streptophyta; Magnoliopsida; Fabales; Fabaceae
Product: hydroxyacylglutathione hydrolase cytoplasmic-like
Exons: 6
Coding region: 66-842 (258 amino acids)
Molecular function (GO): hydroxyacylglutathione hydrolase activity
Source: RefSeq, a predicted model, not a curated record
CUGCAGUUGGGAAGAAUAGGGAAGACGGAGUAGUAGGUUGAGGUUGAAUUGGGAAGAAAGUGAAAAUGAAAAUCCAUCACAUAGGUUGUCUCCAAGACAACUAUUCCUAUUUGAUCGAAGACGAAACCACCAAAGAAGCCGCUGCGGUGGACCCCGUCGAACCCGAGAAGGUUCUAGAAGUUGCCAACUCUCACCGCCUCACUCUCAAACUCGUCCUCACUACCCACCAUCACUGGGAUCAUGCUGGUGGCAAUGACAAGAUGAAGGAAUUGGUGCCUGGAAUUAAGGUUUAUGGUGGUUCCGUUGAUAAUGUGAAGGGUUGCACUGAUCAAGUUCAAAACGGUGAUAAGAUCUCUUUUGGAGCUGAUAUCACUGUAUUGGCCCUUCACACGCCUUGCCACACCAAAGGCCACAUAAGUUACUAUGUUACUGGCAAAGAGGACGAGCAUCCAGCUGUUUUUACUGGAGAUACACUAUUUAUUGCUAGUUGUGGGAAAUUUUUUGAAGGAACUGCAGAACAGAUGUAUCAAUCACUCAAUGUAACACUAGGUUCAUUACCAAAACCAACUCGAGUAUACUGUGGCCAUGAGUACUCAGUGAAGAACUUGCAAUUUGCUCUGACACUUGAGCCAGACAAUUUGAGGAUCCAACAAAAAUUAACCUGGGCUCAGAAUCAGAGGCAAGCUGGCCAACCAACAAUUCCCUCAACCAUUGAGGAUGAGAUGGAGACUAAUCCAUUUAUGAGGGUUGAUCUAGCUGAGCUCCAGGAGAAAGUGGGCUGCAAGUCACCUGUUGAAGCUUUAGGAGAGAUUCGGAAGCGUAAAGAUAACUGGAGGGGCUAAUGAAACUAGUAUUCUCGUAUGUUCAUGUUCCAUUUUCCUUUUCCUGAUCCAUCCUCAUGAAUAAGACCUUUAUGUAGAUACUGUAACUCUCUGUUUAGCUUGAAAUUGAUAUGGCAGUGUCAGAGGCUUGUCACAUUAGGGGCAUGGAUGGAUUGUGAUUAGCACUGUCACCUACACGUAUACUAUGUUAGUUUGUCCAAAUACUGGGAUGUUCUGUUUCAUCCGUGUUAUUUACUUGUGAACUUCAAAAUCAAUUAUUUUCUGUUUUUUAAUUUUUGUUUCUUUGAUCUAGACAAGAAUGAGAAAGGGAUAGAAAACAAUGACUUGCUUCUUUAUAUAAUUUUAUAAUUUGUUUGUUUU